AUAUUCCUGGAGAAUCGCCUUUAAUACUCAAAUUCUGUGCAGAUGUGUAAUUCUAACAAGGCAGAGUUAGAUUAGAUACUAGGAAGAAAUUCUUUACUGUGAGGAUGUAGAGACACUGGAACAGGUUGCCCAAGGACGUUGUGGAUGCCCCAUUCCUGGCAGUGUUCAAGGCCAGGUUGAAUGGGGCUUUGAGCAACCUGGUCUAGUGGAAGGUAUCCCUGCCCAUGGCAAGGGGUUGGAACUGGAUGAGCUUUGAGGUCCCUUCCAACACAAACCAGUCUGUGAUUCUACAAUCUACUGUGAAAAUAAUCCCGUUCCCUUUAGAGUGGUUUUAAAGACUUUACAGGAAUUAAUGCCAUCAUGCUUCGCUUCAAAAUGUAAAAGCUUCCCCUGUUUUUCUUUUUGCUCCUCCUAGCAGCACGAAACUCAUGCCCUCCCUUGCCACACAAGGGCAGGGAGCUCCAGGGCAGGGAGGGAAGGGCUGCUUGACAGGCACCCCCUGGACACUGUCACCCAGACAGGCAGCAGUGUUGCCUGCGCAGGCAGGAUAAACAUGUCAAAGCUGGGCAGGUGCAGGCAGGAUGCAAACUGUGCAAGCGUUCUCUGUUGAACACAAAUAAUGUCCACCACAGAAAUGCCCAUGGGUUGUGCAGGGAUGUGAUGGUGGGCGAGAAGCUAUCCAGGGAGCUCUCUUAGGACCCCUCCUGGGCAGAGGAGCAGCAGCCUGCAGUUACGGGGUUUAAAGCUCUGGCGGCUUUCCUGCUGAUCAUUUCAUUGCUGAGGAUGAGUGGCUGUGUGCUAGAAGAAAGAGGAAGCCUUUGCAGCUGUAAAAGCAUGUGAGCAUCUCAUUCACAUGCUGCUUACCAGAGUGGUGCUCAGCAUGGGCACAGGGCUGGGAGUAUAUCUGCAUGGGACUUCCUAUUAUUAUAGAGGAGCAUCCUCUAUUAUUGUUGUUAUUAUUAUUAUUAAAGCUCUAAAGCUGAAAUGAGAAUGGCAAAGGGUGGUGCUGCGCUUUGCAGAGGGUGGUGGUAGGCAAGAGGCCACAGGUGUAGAUAGAGGUGGAGAUGGAGUUAUACGAAUCAGGUGGGUUUAUGGAUUGUGCUGCAGAUGAGGAGCUCUGCACUCACUGGGAAAGGACAGGCAGUAGAGGGGUUGUGAGGGCCCAAGAAAGAGGAGGACAAAGAUGAGGCACUGGCAGGUGGAAAAGUGCUAGGAACUGGUCACUGGGCUUAGGAUGAUGGAAAGGGACAAGGAGAAUCCACUGCCUUGAAGCGUGCUGAGAAAGGAAGUGAAGAACGAAGGGAGAGGAAGGCAAACAGGCUGAGGUGCUUGGUGACCAAAGCAAAGAUGAAGGUGAAUACUGAGAGCUUGGGAAAGCUAGGACUGAGCUGUAGUAGUUUUGGAGCACUGAAAGCAUAAAAAUACUAACACUAUUUUAAGCCGAUAAUGAUGAAAGAUGAACUGAGGACGCGAAGACAGGAUCAAAGUGUUGAAGCACUGAGGUUCUGAAGCAGAAGGAUCUCUGUCUUUAUAGAGGCAUUUUACUUGCAUAGGCAGGGGGAUGCGGUGCUGCUGCCUUUAGUGGGGAGCUGGUUUUGUGGACGGCUUUGCUGCAAAGGACAGUGGCAGCUCCUGGCAGUGGGGUCCCCUUGAGAACCUGUACUGCCCUCUCAAUCUUUGAAUGAAGCAGCCUGAACCCACUUCAGAAACACCAGUGGCAUCUUUCUCUGAUGGCUUUUCUUUCCAGACCACAAACCGCCUAGAGGGACCCAAUCCUGUGCUAGCAAUGGCCUCUCAGCAAGUGAUCACAGUCCAGCCACAGUGUUCAAUGGCCCCACGGGCAGGCGAGUGGCAGUCAGGGCUGAUGGACUGCUGCUCCGACUGUAACGUGUGUCUUUGUGGAACCUUCUGCUUCCCCUGCCUGGGGUGCCAAGUGGCUGAGGACAUGGAUGAGUGCUGCAUGUGUGGCCCCAGCGUGGCCAUGAGGACACUCUACCGCACCAGAUACAACAUCCCGGGCUCCCUUCUGGGUGACUUUGCCUCCACUGUGUUCUGCCCCAUGUGUGCUCUCUGCCAGCUGAAGAGAGACAUCAACCAGAGGAAGGAGCUGGGCAUAUUCUCGUAAGAUGUUGCCGUCCUCACUACACCCUGCAGAGCUGCUGUGGGCAGGAGUCUCCAGUGCCUUGGGCUGUUGGGAAAUGCACCAUGGAGGGGUUGUCUUGAUUGUGAUUAAUUCCCCCUUUGCUGGGCAACGCCACCAAUAAACAGCAGAGUUUGUCUUCCU
This is a messenger RNA of Pezoporus flaviventris, 2284 nucleotides long. RefSeq names its product placenta-specific gene 8 protein-like. The transcript is spliced from 4 exons. Bases 1682 to 2125 code for a protein of 147 amino acids. The record is from RefSeq and is a predicted model, not a curated record. Lineage: Eukaryota; Metazoa; Chordata; Aves; Psittaciformes; Psittacidae. Gene Ontology annotation, biological process: positive regulation of transcription by RNA polymerase II.